Messenger RNA from Rhodofomes roseus, 1565 nucleotides. RefSeq lists its product as uncharacterized. Gene Ontology annotation, cellular component: Nem1-Spo7 phosphatase complex; cytoplasm. The record is from RefSeq and is a predicted model, not a curated record. Lineage: Eukaryota; Fungi; Basidiomycota; Agaricomycetes; Polyporales; Fomitopsidaceae. The transcript is spliced from 4 exons. Gene Ontology annotation, molecular function: protein phosphatase regulator activity. The coding region runs from base 161 to 1174 and encodes 337 amino acids.
AGAACACAUUGAGGUACAGUCAAAUGUGGUCCAACAAGCGCGUGAGAGGGGAGGCGCGCUCUGAGUCUGAGUCUGUCCGUUGUGCACGUCGACCGCCAUCCGACUUUGUCUGCUCAACUCUGCUGCCGCCUCGUCACCGCAGACGGCCGACACACACGCGAUGGCGCGUCGUUCGUCCUCCAAGUCUAGCGGUCGCGAUUUCCAGCCUGCUUACGACGCAGCGACAUACCGCGAUCUCCUGCUCUUCGAGGAGCGCCUCAAGACGAACGCCGCUUCCCUUAACCGGAGAAAGCGUCGCUACCAGCUGUUCCUCGCACAGUUGCUUGUUAUCAUUACCUUCCUCGCGAGCGAAGUCUUACUCCAAACCAACGUCCUGUCAAUCCCCUACGCGGUGCUCCUCCGCGCAGUGUUCUCGGAUCUUUACGCGGAGCGCACAGACAUCAGCAUUCACCCGUACUUCACUACGGGUCUGUUUGUCAGUGUGACGACUCUGGUGCUCUUUUUCGCCUCCGGGAUGUAUAGCGAGAAGAUAGGAUAUGCAAACCGGUAUGUGCCGCAUGCGAACCGCGCCCUCCGAAGUUUCAACAUGUACUUGAACGUCCGCCAGCCUCCACUCCGUUCCAAGCUGCCUGCCUUUCUCAACCCCUUUACUCUACUCUUUCCUCGAUCAACAUCAUCAUCAGUCGCUCCCGCCGCUCCGCCUCGCCACCGCUCCCCUUCACCCCCUUCUAGCCGCACCAAACGUAGCUCCUCCGUCCCUAUUCCGCCCAUUCCACCGGCCUCUAAUCCGCGCGGUGAGCUUAUCUUCUCAUCGCGCGUCGACCGGGGUUUCCGCGAGAGCUACGAGCGUUAUCGAGCAGUGUUCGAGCGGCGGCGAGAGGAGCGCGAACGUAUAGAACGAGACAAGACGUGGACAGGUUGGAUACUUUCCAGAUUGCUUUGGGCAAGGUCAUCACCAAUCUCUCCUGUUAUUCAUUCCGUAAGCAAUGGGGGAUUUAGGCUGCGGAUGGAAAGUGGGCAAAGUGACCGUGGAGAUGACAGCUUACCUUCCUCCAGGAAGGUGAGUUUACAGGGGUCUCUAUCUGUUUUGGCACGGCCAAAGCAGGCUGGACAGAUACAUCCUUUGGCAUCUGUGGCCAUACCAAGUGCUGGGUGGAAGCGUGAUACACCUUAGGAAUAGGUGCUCAAUUGUAAGAGAAAUAAUUGUUGGUAGUUUGCCCCUUGGCUGGCCACACGCAGUACCUCCAAGACCUCCUAUCCAAUCCGCGGAUUCCAGACUAUCACCCCCUCCGGCAUGUGGCUCACCCGCACAAGCGAUGGACCGGGUGACUUCUGACUCGAGGACGCACUGGGAGCGACCGUACGGUUGCCCGCUACUUAUGUAGGACUCCUUCCUUCCUCUCUCUGGGCUUGCUCGCGCUUCCUGCAGUCCAUGCAACAGGUUUCUCUUUCACCGCUCGGGAUGCUUCAACUGAUCCUGCAAACUCGACAAACUCGACCGUUGACAUGGUCGUGGCGGCGUGGUAUACCGGAUGGCACUCCGAGGACUUCACGCUGAACAACGU